This is a messenger RNA of Microthlaspi erraticum, 2046 nucleotides long. The record is from the annotation of a GenBank genome assembly. Lineage: Eukaryota; Viridiplantae; Streptophyta; Magnoliopsida; Brassicales; Brassicaceae.
AUGGAUUUUGACGACGAAGACAAACCGAAAGAGGUUGCCAAAACCCGGAGAUUUGCACCGGGUCGUGCCGGAAAGCCCAAACUCAAACCUAAACCCGAACCUACCGCAGCAGCGAAACCCGAGCCGCCGCCGUCACAAACUGAUGACGUUGAUGCGAAAUUCUCUGUCUCCAAGGUUGAACCGGAGGUCUAUAAUGGCGCCGCCGUUAAAAUGGAGAUUGAUCCAAAAGUGGACAAGGAGCCAGAGCCGGAGAUGGAGACGCCGGAAGUUGAGUUGAUGGAGGUAGAUCAGCUUCCACUGCCGGAGCAGAAGGAGGAGGAAGAAGAAGAAGACGUUGUUGUUCGUGAAAUUGAUGUUUACUUCAAUCCGUCUAUUGAUGCCAACACUAAGCUUUACGUUCUGCAAUAUCCACUAAGACCGUCUUGGCGUCCAUACGAAAUGGAUGAACGUUGUGAAGAAGUAAGAGUGAAUCCAUCUACGUCUCAGGUGGAGAUUGAUAUGUCUAUGGAUGUAAAUUCGAGCAACUACGACUCUGAGUUUGGAAGCAAAUUACAUAUGACUAAGCAGACAUUGACAACAACGUGGAAGCAGCCUCCUACAUUGGACUAUGCUAUUGGGGUUCUUUCAGGUGAUAAGUUACACUUGAAUCCUGUUCAUGCUGUUGCUCAGCUCCGACCUUCUAUGGACUAUCUUUCAACUAAAAAGAAACAAGAAGAAGCUAUUGAAGAAUCUGCUGGAACGUCGAAAAAAAAGAACAAGGCAGCGCAGGCUUCGGCUGAUCAGAAACCAGUUGAUGAAGAGAAAUGGGUUUCACUCAAGUAUCAUGGACUUCAGUCCGAGUUUUCCUCCAAAUAUCUUAUGGGAAUGAUGGCGAAUGAGAACUCUUCAAUAGACUUCAACAUGAGCCCGGAGGUUUAUAUCAACUCACUGUGCCGUGGGGAAAGCAGCAGAAACUCUGAAUCAAAAGAUAUAUCUAUACGGGCCUUGACCUCACUACCGCUUGAAGAACGUGUGCAAAAGUUGCUCUGCAAAAGUUUCUUAAUGGGACGUUCUUUAUUUCGAUACAGUGUUCUCAAGUAUUAUGCUCCAGAGUACUCGGACGAGGAUUUCUUAAAAGUCCUCGAACAAUAUGCCUGGUUAGUUCAAGGUUUAUGGACUCCGAAGACUAGUCUACUAAAACUAGGCAAGCUGGAGUUUUCCAGGGACUAUGGCCUGAUGCAGUUCAGCAAGGGACCGACUAUAAAGUACUCUGUCGUUGAAGCAACCGGGGCUCGGCUUAAGGGUGAUAUAAAGACGAGGUUGAGUGAGUUUGCCAAAGAUAGGCCUCUGCUAUGUGAUUGGAAGUUCAAAGAGCCCACUGAUGUUUCCUUUCAAAAAUUCUACCCGGAGAUUGCUGACAAGCAAGCAAACAUUUGGAAGGAAAUGGAAGUGAAACUUAAUUUAUUUGUUGAAACACAAAAAGCGAAAAGUAACCGGAAGAACACUGGAGGCGGCAAAAACCCUCCAGAAACAGAGAAACCAGAGAACCCGGCGACUCAGCCUGACAAAGGAGGAGCAAGUUCAAGAGUUGCAAAGAGCGUUGGACCAAAGAUGUCGGAAGAUAUUCGGAGGGCGAUACCAAAGGCCUUGAAAAAGGUGUUUCAAACUCACAAAGUUUGCAGCUACGAGACGAUAUGUCAAACACUUAGGGAUUACGCAGUGCUCCAAGCGAACAAUCCAAAAUCUGAUACAGGCAUGGCAAAGAAAGUGGCGGAAGCUGUGGAUGCUCACCAAGACGAGCUCAAAGAAAUUAUAAGCGAAGUGACUGUUAACAUUCACGGCUCCUUUGUCUCCAAGUCGUCUCCAGACCAUCCAGAAUUUGAUGCUCUCAGGGAAGUGGUGAUCAGCCUCUUACUUGUACCUGGAAAGAAGCUUAUGAAGGCUCAUGUACUUGAAGCAGGCAAGACCGUACUUGGUCGUCAAAUCCCCAACAAUGAAUUCCUUAAGGUGAUGCACGACUUCUGUGAAGUUUACAAUUCAGGGUGGGUUUUAAAGAAAGCUCGAUGA